GCCACCUGUCAGUGCUCAUCAAUGCCACCUGUCAAUGCUCAUCAAUGCCACCUGCCAGUGCCCAUCAGUGCCAGAUCAAUGCCACAUAUCAGUGUCAACCAGUGCAUAUCAAUGCCACAUAUCAGUGCCCAUCUGAGCUCCCUUUCACUACCACCUAUCAGUGCCAGUCAGUGCCACUUAUCAAUGCCAGUCAGUGCUGCCAAUCAGUGCCAUGCCCAUCAGUGUCACCUGUCAGUGCCCAUCAGUACAGCCUAUCAGUGCCCAUCACUGCAGCCUCAUUAGCGCACAUCAGUGAAGGAGAAAAUCACUUAUUUACAGAA
Molecule: messenger RNA, 320 nt
Organism: Staurois parvus
Lineage: Eukaryota; Metazoa; Chordata; Amphibia; Anura; Ranidae
Source: the annotation of a GenBank genome assembly